AGCUGGUUGAAUUUGAUACCAGGUUCAAUUUGUCAGGAUCGUAAAAAUAUAAACAAAAAAAAACCCCUCUGUUUAUAGAAUACCCCCUCCAAAAGGACAUCGUCUAAUUGGGUCCGUGUGCGCAUAAAUGUCGUAAAAUUAAUUUCGUGUCAGGAUCGUACUACGAUCUGACCAUGGCCCAUGUCGCUAAAACUCUAAAUGCUAAUCUAAUCGCCCAUUUGCGAUCGUAAGAUUAGCGCUAUCAUGGAUAUAGAUUGGAUCGACGACGACGAAGAACUGGCGGCGGCCUUGGCGUCGCACGAACAGCAGGAAACCGAGGUAGGACACGAUGGAGCCGAUGCAGCCUGCGAGGGAUUCGACACGGCCGCCGGGCACAAUUGGAUCUACCCGACCAACCUUCCCCUGCGAUCCUACCAACAAAGUAUCGUCCAGUCGGCGCUGUUCAAGAACACCCUGGUGGUGCUCCCCACGGGCUUGGGGAAGACCUUUAUUGCGGCGGUGGUGAUGUACAACUUCUACAGGUGGUAUCCCAAGGGGAAGAUCGUGUUCAUGGCCCCCACAAGACCCCUGGUGUCCCAGCAGAUCCACGCCUCCCAGAAGAUAAUGCCCUUCGCCUCUGCCGAUACUGUGCAACUUACUGGUCAGCUACCUCGGCCCAAACGAGCCGAGCUGUGGGCCACCAAGCGGGUCUUCUUUGCCACGCCCCAAGUGGUGCACUCCGACAUGCUGGAGGCGGAUGGCGGGUCCAGCUUUCCCUUUGGGUCCAUCAAGUUGAUUGUGGUGGAUGAGGCGCACCGAGCCAAAGGUCGCUAUGCCUACACCCAAGUGGCCGACUGUCUGAUGGCGCGGAACCGCAACUUCCGGAUGCUCGCCUUGUCCGCCACGCCGGGCAGAACGAUGGAGGAUGUGGCAGCAGUGUGCCAAAACCUUUACAUUUCCAAUCUACAGGUGCGCUGGGACACCUCGAUCGAUGUGCAGCCCUACAUACACAGGCGGACCAUUCGAACCAUAGUGGUCUCCUUGAAGGAAAGGAUCAAGGAGCCGAGAGAGCGACUGCUGCAGAUCAUCGAGCCAUAUCUGCGCCAGCUCACAGAGGCGGAAAUCUUCAGAGGCAACAAGGGAAACGUGAGCAAAAAUAGUUUGCUCUUUGAGCAGAAAAGCUUCAUCGAACGCUCAGCCCAGGGCCAGCGACAUCCGGAUCACAACAUUAUAAUGGGAAACUUCGCCAUGUGCAUCAGCAUGUACCACUCGCUGGAGCUGAUGGAACGCCAUGGUCUUCGGGUGUUUGUGAACAAUUUCGAUGCCGACGAGGACGGGCGCGAGAAGUUCGUUUUGGCCAGAGAUCGCGAUCUGCGAGAUUUGGUGGAGCAAGUGCGGCAGGAGCUGGGCGCCAAUCCCCUGGACUACACCACGCAUGCCAUGACGAACGGAGAAGUGCCCCCGUUGCCCACGGAUCUGGACUUUGGACAUGCCAAGUACGAAAAGUUGCGGCAGGUGUUGGUCCAGCACUUUGAGACGAACGCCGACUCCCGCGCCAUAGUGUUUUGCGAGUACCGUGAGUCCGUGAUGCUGAUCCAUCGCCUACUCCUCCAACACAGGCCGGUGCUGCGUCCGCGCUGCUUUGUUGGCCAGGGCAGCACGGUGGGAGCCAGCUAUGCCCUCACCCAGAAACAGCAGCUGCAGAUCAUGGCCGACUUUCGAUCCGGCACCAGCAACGUGCUGGUGGCCACGUCAAUCGGAGAGGAGGGCUUAGACGUGGGAGAGGUGGAGAUGAUUGUGUGCUUCGACAUGUGCAGCUCCAAUCCCACAAGAUUUGUUCAGAGGAUUGGACGCACUGGUAGGAAGAAGAAUGGAGAAGUGGUAAUGCUGGUGACUGAGGGCCGAGAGCAGCAGGUGCUUAAGGAUGUUCUGGCCAGCAAGGAUCAGAUCAACAAAAAGCUACUUAACUCAUCCGUCGUAAAUUUGUCGCUGUAUGAACAUAAUCCUCGAAUGGUGCCACCACAAUUUCAACCGAAAUGCGAAGAGAAGCACAUGGAGCCGACUGUUGAGGAGAAACCCAAGCCAAAGACUAAAGAAGUCAGGAAACGGAAGCAACCAGUUGUUAAGUGUGGCAGUCUAAGGAAAUACUUCAAGGAAAGCGCUCCCUCGGAAAGUCAGCAGGGCAUUUUACAGGGAAUGCCAGCCUACCAAAUGAGUGAGGCAUCCCAGCAAAUGGUCAAGCAGCAAGUCAUCCGUCGGAGCGUAAAUCUAAAGAAUUUUUUCAUUGAAACUCAGGGCGGCUCAACAUUAACUAGCAGCCAGGAAGAUGUGCAACGUCUGCGAAAACUCACUCGCCUCAUACAGUCCAACAAACCACUGAUCACUGACUCCCAGGAUCUUAUAAGCCAUUUGCAGGAUGAGCAAUUACCCAGUCAACUGAAGCUUUAUUUGCUGCAGAGCAAUCCCAACUUCCUGAGGGAAACCCAUUCAAAGAUGCAGGUCCAGAGCCAGUUAAAUAUUCCUGAUGAACGCUUGAACAGCCGACAGCAGCGUACCAGGAAUAAUUAUCAACUGCUCCUGGACAUUUGCGGUGGUUCUGACAAGUUGGAGGAGCUUCUUCAAGAGGAGAGUGGUGUGGCGGAGAUAACAUUCAGGGAUCUAAAGAAUCCCAUUGAUAAGCAGAGGGAGAGAGAGUUUGCAGACAUAUGCGAUAAGAUUUUCGACGGUCUGGAGGAACAGGGCCUAAACUCUGACAACUUCGAACUGAAGCAAGAUCUUCUGGAAAAGCUGGAGUUGCGAAAUCUGGAGACAACAGUAAAUGAGCAACUGGGUGGCAUUGAAACAUCCUGGUCGGAGGAGGAAUGGGAGGAACAGGAGGAAGAGGUUAAGUGUGAUUCAAUGUACCUGAGUCAGCAAUUGAACUUUUCAACCGCCCAUGCAGUCCCCCAUAGCUCCACGCCCCUGAGAGUAAUACCCGAAAGCAGACUGAAAUUCAAACCCGUGCAGGAGGAGGAUGAAGAGGAAUGCAAAUCCCGGGUGGAGGCCAGCAAUUUGGGUGACAACUUGGGUCUCUUAAAUUCGUUGAUGAACACUAGUGAAUCGAUUUUUAAGAUUGAAGCGACUGAAGUUUCACCUCCACUUCCUAUUCUAGAAUCCAUAACAGAAGAUAAUAACAUUCCUGUUGCAGAAGAAAGUGAGAUUUAUCCAAUGAGUUUGGACGAGACAAAGGUAGCGGUUCAGCCCACCCCAGAUCUGAAAACGGAAGCAGAAUCCACUAUAGAUGAUUUUGACAUCGAUAUAAAUGAUUUUCUGGAGCCAAUGGAUGAGGAAAUGGAACUGACCUCUCAGAAAACGGAAAACAAAAACAAGGCAGAACAAGUGAAAGUAAAUAGCCCGCAGCAAGGGAAUCUAUGCAAAGAUGAACUUGAAAUACUGUCCGAAGAUUUCAAAGAUUUUCUAGAGCCGAUGGAAGAAGAAGUGGCAUUAAUUAGUCAGCAAAAUGAAGAUGACUUCAAGGAUUUCCUUGAGCCAAUGGCAGAGGAGUUGGAACUGAUGAGCAAGCACAGGAAGGAAAUGCUGUCUCCAAAAAUACAAACUGAAAAGAAAACACUUUUGGUAAUCCCAACUGAGAACAGUUCACGUACCGUAUCGCCAGAUAUCUUUAACUCGGACUCCUUGUCACCUUGGAAGCCACAAGGCAAAAGUCUGGCCGCCAAAUUGGCAGCAAAGACAAAGGCUUUGCCUCGCACUCCUCCGAAUUCAGUUAGCCUUAACUCGCCAGAAAACCGCAAGCGCACGAAUCCUCUAGCACAGGAAAAAUCCCCAAGCAUCUUUGAUCUGUAUUUGAACCGUAUGCGAGGCCGUGGUCGUCUGGCCAAAGCUGCCGAAACCCUUCACCGAAUGACUUCAACCAAUACUUCCAUCCCGUUGGCUAAGGACGAUGAGGAUUCCCCUAUUGCACGGCGUCCCUCAAAGCGCAAGAUUGUCAUAAGCUCCGAUGAAGAGGAAGAACAGAAGACACAGGUUGCGGAAACUCAAGCGGAUCUCGAGUCGGAUGACUACGAGCAAAUUCCGAACACGCAAAUGCUCGAAACGCCUACGCCCCCUCCAAAGCCUCGCCAUAAACGCAGUAAAUUCAAUUCCUUUAUUCUGGAUGAGGCUGAUAAGAGCGGAUCAGACCAUGAGGAGGAAGGGGAGACCACGAUUGGCGCAUAUCUGAAGGACUCUGUGAUAGUUUCAAGCGACGACGAGGACCAUAACGACACCAACGCACACGCUAUUUACCUCCGUGCAAUGAAGAGCCCCAUUCAUAGACCAGGUGCCUUUAAGAUGCCUCCUUCACGAGUGUAUCGCGACGAAUCCCACAUAUUCUCGCAACCAGUGCAGGAUGACUCCUCGCAGUACCUUCAAUGUUCCUUUGUUGUUGACGACGACAGUUCAACCAUCGAACGUGGGCAUGAUGUUUCCGAAUGCCCUCUUGAGCAAGCCGAACGCAUUUUAAAAGAGCGGCGAAAGCAGCGGCGCCUAGGUAAAUUGCCACCAGAACCUGCUAAUAAACGAAGACGACUGCAAACCAUGAGCACUUCAAGUGAUGAAGAUGAUGUGGUUUUCCUUGGGUGAGGCGUAUUGGCCCGCUUACCAGUGCCAUUGUAUUCCAUCAUUUGUGAUUUGUUAACUUUACCCGAUUUUAUUUUGUUUGAUUUAAAAGUUACCUAAGUUUGUAAAUAUGUCAAUACGUGAUAGAGAUCUUUAAAAGUCCACAUUAUUGUAAACAAAUUCAGUUCGCAAGUUUUUUAUUUUGAAAUUCGAUUCCAAGAGAGCCAAGUUGAGCGAAAGAAGAAUACCGAUUGUUAAUAUAUCGAUACAAUAAAUUUCAGAAAUAAUUCUCCCUUCCGCUA
This is a messenger RNA of Drosophila subpulchrella, 4877 nucleotides long. RefSeq lists its product as uncharacterized. Gene Ontology annotation, biological process: replication fork reversal; interstrand cross-link repair; double-strand break repair via synthesis-dependent strand annealing. The coding region runs from base 244 to 4599 and encodes 1451 amino acids. The transcript is spliced from 6 exons. Gene Ontology annotation, molecular function: four-way junction DNA binding; four-way junction helicase activity; ATP binding. NCBI's taxonomy places the organism in Eukaryota, Metazoa, Arthropoda, Insecta, Diptera, Drosophilidae. The record is from RefSeq and is a predicted model, not a curated record.